Molecule: messenger RNA, 1116 nt
Organism: Fraxinus pennsylvanica
Lineage: Eukaryota; Viridiplantae; Streptophyta; Magnoliopsida; Lamiales; Oleaceae
Source: the annotation of a GenBank genome assembly
AUGAUGAAGAAGGCACCGGCAUCGCUGUUGCCGGCGAAGCCGAUGCGCCACGUUCUGUGGCUGGUGUGGAAGAUGGUUAUUUUGGUGUCCAUCAUUCUCUGUGUAUGGGCUUUCUUUAGACUGCAGAAAUACUCGGAGUCCCCGGUCUCUCCUUAUUCAACCUUGCCUCGGAAUUCUCGAGUUUUCUUUGAUCGGUUUGAGGGCAAUACCAAAAUUGCGUUUCUAUUCCUUGCUCGGAGAGAUUUGCCUCUCGAUUUCCUUUGGGGAAGCUUUUUUGAGAAUGCAGACAAGGCAAAUUUUUCAGUAUACAUACAUUCACAGCCUGGUUUUGUGUUUGAUGAAUCCACUACAAGAUCUAGUUUCUUUCACAAUCGACAGUUGAAGAAUAGCAUUAAGGUAGUCUGGGGAGAAGCAAGCAUGAUUGAAGCCGAGAGGUUGUUACUUGAUGCGGCUCUUGAAGAUCCAGCAAAUCAGAGAUUUGUUCUCUUAUCGGACAGCUGUGCCCCUUUGUACAACUUCAGCUAUAUUUACCACUAUCUCAUGGCUUCUCCAAGAAGUUUCGUGGACAGUUUUCUUGAUAAAAAAGAUGUGCGCUACAAUCCAAAGAUGUCACCAGUUAUUCCACAGGGCAAAUGGAGGAAAGGAUCACAGUGGAUCACCUUAAUCCGUAGACACGCUAUUUUUAAAAGACGGCCGCCAGUGGAUGUCAGUAAAGGAAAACUGAAUCUUAAACUUCAGAAACAACACAAUUGUAUCCCGGAUGAACAUUAUGUGCAGACCUUACUUGCAAUGAAUGAUCUUGAAUCUCUACUUGAACGAAGAACGGUGACCUACACUGUUUGGAACCUGUCUGCUACAAAAAUGGAAAAUAAAGGUUGGCAUCCUAUUACAUUUAGCCAUGCAGAUGCUGGGCCUCAACAAAUAAAAAGAAUAAAGGAAAUCAGCCAUGUCUACUAUGAAACCGAGCACAGAACUGAGAGGUGCUGUAAUAAUACUACAUCUGUUCCUUGUUUUUUGUUUGCAAGGAAAUUUUCUCAAGGAGCUGCCAUGCGUCUUUUAAGUCAAGGAGUGGUUGGUAACUUUGACGUCACUGCAAUACUGGAUUCUCCACCAUGA